AAAAGCGACUUUGGCAGCACUGCUGGCAUCUCUACGGGACUGACAAUAAUAAAUAAGAAAAAAAAACAAUUGCUCCAAUGGGUCGCCCAGAGCUACCAGGCGAUUGUGGCGAAGAUCCACAUUUUCAAACGCCCACUAUCGAACAUCCACAUAUACAAGAACAAAGUGAAGACAGCGAUGACUCAAACGCAUAUGAUGGCUACCAGCCUCUGGCCAUGGAUGUGGAGGAAUCUAACGCAGGAGGCAGUGGCAGUGAGCCUGAGCACAUAGAUGAUGCAGACAUUGAUUUAACAACAGCGCCUGUAACACAUGGUGAUCCCAACAUGCCGCCAAUUGAAAGUGCGGAUGUGGAAAUUGAACGUCAGGUGUGGAGUGAACCCCGACCACAAGAGCUGCAACUGGAAUUGGACAAGUCGCGUACCGAACAGAUACUCAAAGCAAUGUCAAAGAUAACAUUGCCUAAUGUAACACUUAGCACAAUAUCCGCGCCCAGAGCUUCGUUGCGUGCCAUGGCAUAG
Molecule: messenger RNA, 518 nt
Organism: Drosophila busckii
Lineage: Eukaryota; Metazoa; Arthropoda; Insecta; Diptera; Drosophilidae
Exons: 3
Coding region: 78-518 (146 amino acids)
Biological process (GO): spermatogenesis
Source: RefSeq, a predicted model, not a curated record